This is a messenger RNA of Electrophorus electricus (electric eel), 1399 nucleotides long. RefSeq lists its product as uncharacterized. Lineage: Eukaryota; Metazoa; Chordata; Actinopteri; Gymnotiformes; Gymnotidae. The record is from RefSeq and is a predicted model, not a curated record.
CUAAACGCACUUGGAAACCUGUCCUGGAAUGCUGUUCAGAAAAUUCUGUUUGCCUUUGACACAUUUCAUAUGAUAUUUCCUGUGUUCACUUACAGUCUCUUGGUAGCUGUGAGAAGAGAAGUACUGCUAUCCCCACAUACACCACUCAAAUCGCAAAGCUCAGUUUGGAGAGUGCCCCCGCUACUGCUCGGCCGGCCACGAUCGCACCUUCAGCCACUGAGCUCCACAGCGGACGUCACAGCAGGUGUAUCCAAGGCAAUGUACAACCCAUACUACACAGUGACCCAGCCUGCGGUCACAGUAACCCAGCCUGGGGCUACGAUAGUCCAACACAGGCCCCAGCCUACCAUAAUCCAACACUCAGCCACGCCUACCGUAAUCCAGACACCAAAUGCAACGGUGGUGCAGGCAAAACCACCGCCCACAAUAAUCCAAACUACGUCUCAGAGCAGAGUAAUCGUCCAGCCACAGGCCAUGCCUACUGUAAUCCAGCCCGCGGUACAGCCCGCUGUUACGGUGGUCCAGCCACAGGUCAUGCCCACUGUAAUCCAGCCCAUGGUACAGCCCGGAAUCACUAUGUACCAAGCCCCGGCUGCGAACACUGUGGUAUACCAGCGAUAUUUCUGAUUCUGUUCUGGGUGAGGAAUUGCGGGAGAACCUGAAGAACCCAAAGAGCCUGCAUGACUCCAGCUGUGAUUACAAGCAUGCAGAAUUGCACUAAACAAUUGAGGUGUAGGGGUCUUGUAAUAACCUAUGAAAAUGAGCAGUUAAUAAAAGUGUAGUUAAGCGUGGAAUAUGUAUCAGAGCGCAACACACUAUAUUAUAUCUAGUCUGAACAGAAGGUGUCUUUAUGUACUCAACCGGGAAUAGCUCCCAUUCUCAUCAUAUUCAAGAAACGGCAUCAAAUUCUAUAUACAUUUAUUUAGUAAUGUCUAUGAUUAUGAGUGGAAUUAAAUUUUUAUGUUUGUGCAGUCAGAAUUACGAGUGGUGUCAGUUUCAAAAUAAACAUACAUAAAUAAACACAUAACUUUUGUUAAUUUCAAAUUUAAUGAUAUUAGACAUCAAAAGACUACAAUAACCAGCCUAUCAAACUGCCGGAAAAUAUUUAGGAUUUUUUAGUAUAAAUUUUCUGACAUUAUAUUUUAUAUAGUUUUAUUCUGGUUAAUAAAUCAUUGGUUAAUCCAUCAAAAUGUUUUGAUCAUUCAGUAAAUUCAGUAAAUCAUUCAGCAAAUUGUAACUAUCUAAUAUUACAGAUAAUAUGCACAACAAAGACUUCAUGAAUGAAUUAGGAUUAACUGCUGAACUACACUGGACCUGGGGGGAGGGUGUAACACUCACAUGAUGUUCUAGAUUAUUCUAUUUUGAAUCAAAUACUUGAAAGUGUAAUAUUUACUGUAAU